This is a messenger RNA of Lachancea mirantina, 1599 nucleotides long. Lineage: Eukaryota; Fungi; Ascomycota; Saccharomycetes; Saccharomycetales; Saccharomycetaceae. The record is from the annotation of a GenBank genome assembly.
AUGUUUGAGAGAUGCUGGCAUGAAGCUAGUUGGCAGACCAAAAAACAGACAAUGUCGAUGACAGACAGUGAAAAAAGGCCAGAGUUUACAGAGGAGAAAGUAUCAUUGACGUCGGAGGACGACGAAGACGUUGCGUUGAAAUAUUUGAAAAAAACGCAGGCCGAGUCGUACGUGUUUGACAAUGAUGACGAAAAAACUAAGAAGAAAGAUGGCAUGUACUAUGGUGAUUUCCAGCUGGCACCGAAACUGCUGCGCAAAGUGGAUUUUUUCAUUAUGCCGUUUUUAUGCUGCACGUAUUUGCUCAUGUUCUUAGACAAAGCGCUACUUAACUACGCGGCGGCGAUGGGGAUCAAGAAACAUUUGAAAGGUAACGAGUUCUCGAACUUGGGUACGAUUUUCUCUGCCGCGUACAUCUUUGCCGAGCCCCUUGUGACCUACUGUAUCCAGCGGUUCCCGAUCUCCAAAGUCAUGGGUGUUUUCAUCAUCUCGUGGGGGGUCGUGUUGGCGUGCCAUUCGGCCUGCAAAACGUAUGCGUCGCUCAUGAUCGUGCGUACGCUGCUAGGCUUCUUCGAAGCCAGCAGCGCGGUCGGGUGUAUCGCGAUUAGCGGUAUGUAUUACACGAAGGCUGAACAAUCUGCACGUAUUGGUUACUGGGCAACCCAGGCUGGUACUGGUUACAUCGUUGGUGGUCUCAUUUCGUUUGGGUUUUUGCAUUAUCAUGGCAAGACAUUUACGUCGUGGCAAAUCAUGUUUUUGAUCGUCGGGCUGGUCACCGUGAUCUUUGGUAUUACGACUGUGCUAUACUUACCAGACAACGUCACCAACGCAUGGUUCUUGACAGAAAGUGAGAAAUUGGAAGUCAUUCGCCACAUCAGAUCCAACCAGACCGGCCUCGAAAACAAGAAACUCAAGAAGGAGCAGCUCAAGGAGCUAUUCCUGCACGACAAAUUGACGUACCCAAUGUUGCUUCUCACCGCAUGCUCGCAGAUCUCUACGGGAUCCAUCGGUAACUUUUCGGUCACCAUCACGCAAACGUUCGGCUUUGAUGCAUACCAGACCGCUCUGCUUCAGCUGCCUAUCGGUGCAAUCACGGCCAUGAUCAUUCUCAUCACCACGCAGCUUUUGUCGCGUUUCGGCAGUUUCACUCUCAUCACAACUUCCAUGUACAUACCAGCGAUCAUCGGAUGUAUCGUCAUGAUUGCGCUGCCUCUCUCCCACAAGGUGGGCAACUUGCUCGCGCUCUACUUGCUCUACAGCGGUUCUUGUGUGAUUACCAAUAUUUACAUCUGGAAUAGUUGUAACACUUCCGGAUAUUCCAAGAGAGUUUUCAGAAAUGCCAUCACUAUGAUCGUUUACAAUGUAUCUUGUAUUGUUGCACCUCAGAUGUUUAGAGCUUACUCCGCUCCCAGAUACAUUCCGGCCAAGAUCACGCUUUUGGUCACUCAGUGUGUGUGUGUUCCACUACAACUCUACCUCGGCUACUUGUGCAAGAAAGAGAACGAAAAAAGAGACAAAGAGCAAGAAAACACGGAACUAAAGGAGUACAAGUUUUUGGAUAUGACAGACAUCGAGAACAGGAACUUCAGAUACAUCUACUGA